Messenger RNA from Drosophila pseudoobscura, 1669 nucleotides. Its product is annotated as brachyurin. Gene Ontology annotation, biological process: proteolysis. The record is from RefSeq and is a predicted model, not a curated record. NCBI's taxonomy places the organism in Eukaryota, Metazoa, Arthropoda, Insecta, Diptera, Drosophilidae. Bases 391 to 1341 code for a protein of 316 amino acids. Gene Ontology annotation, molecular function: serine-type endopeptidase activity. The transcript has a single exon.
CAGUUAGCAGAAUGAAUGGAAUGGAGUGGAGUGGAGUGGAGUGCUGCCGAUGGUGGUGGAGCUGUCGAAGGCCUAACCUAAGCAACAUAAUCGCCAAAACGUGCGGCAAUUACAUGGAUGCUUGAAGAACUGAAUGCCAAACAUCUGCUGCUGCUGCUGCUGCCACGUAUAUAAUUUGCAAUGGGAACCCAAGAAAAUUCAAUUAACAGACUGGGGAUACAGACAGACACGUGCCGUCACACACCGAAGACGCUGACGCGCUCCCGACUAUAAAACUCAAUAGAAACGAACAAAAACCAUCUAUGUACUCCAUGUGGAGGACCCACUCAGACGGACACACUCCACGUUCAUAUAUACUCGUACUCGUACUCCAACUCGUACUCGUAAUAGAUGGAGAAUCACCAGUCGAUUUCAGCACUCCUUCUGUUAUUAAUCUUAAUGGGAGGGCUAUCGCAAUCGCAGGCCUGGAAAGAUCAGAGGGAAGACGAUGACACCUCAGACGAUGAGACGAUCAUGGAGCGUCGCUGGCAGAUUGGCUACGAGCAGUAUCGCAUUCUCUGCGAGAAGUUUGAGGAGAAGAAGAAGGACACAUCUCCAGUGAGCACUCGCAUCGCUGGCGGAGAGCUGGCCGACGGAGGAAUGUUCCCCCAUCAAGUGGGUAUCAUCGUGCAACUGAGUAAUGGCGAUCUCAUACAGUGUGGGGGCUCCCUCGUCACUCUCCAAUUCGUUUUGACGGCUGCCCAUUGCCUGACGGAUGCCGUCAGUGCCAGGGUUUAUCUGGGGGUCAUUCAGUUGGCUGAAAGGGGAGGGGCCGCAGAAGAGUUUCUCGUUUCGCACCAGGAUUUCGGGGUCUAUCCGGGAUACUUGGGCUUCGGGGCAUACAAUGAUCUGGCAUUGAUUCGCCUGCCCAGGAAGGCCAUCCCCUCAGACCGAGUGCAAACCAUCGCCCUGGCGGGGGAUUUCAUGCAACAAAAGUUCGUUGAGCGGCAGCCAGCUACCGUUUCGGGCUGGGGCAGCUUAGGGGACUCAGCCGUGGAAAGAACCCGACUGCUCCACUAUCUGGAUGUGGAGGUGCUCGACCAGGAGCGAUGCAUGUGCGCCUUCCUGCCCGGAUUGGUUAGCACGCGGCGACACCUGUGCACCGAUGGACGGGGCGGACGUGGCGCCUGCCAGGGCGAUUCCGGAGGCCCCCUGGUCUACCAGUGGCGCAACGUCAGCUACCUGAUUGGAGUAACCUCGUUCGGGAGCAUUGGGGGCUGUGAGCUGGGUGCCCCGACUGUCUACACCAGGAUAACCGCAUAUUUGCCAUGGAUCCGACAGCAAACGGGAAUGACCAACUAAAUGCAAUUAACGCCUAAUUGUCGGCCAUUAAUUGCUAAACAAUAUAGUCGAGCGGGCGGACCAGACAAACAAUAAAACCAAUUUGAGCAGCAGAAAGCCACACAAUGAAAUGGAGUCAGCAGCCAGCAGUGGACCGGAGGGAGACCUCUCUUUGGUUAGGUGAAAAUGGUAUUUUUUACGAGUACAAGGGGGCUGCUUUUCGCCCUUUGAGUGGAAUGGAAAUUGUAUCGGAUAAAUAACAAUAACAUCAGAAUUUCUGUAGCCAAUUUGGCAGUAAGAAUACAGCCCAAUAAAGGGGGCCAAUAAAGAAGCAUUCUGAUGAACGAAA